AUGAAGCAUCUAAGUUAUAAUUUUUAUAAUCUAAAGGAAUAUAGUGCUCAGCCUUUAAAAAAAAUAGUAUUAAACUCUUCUUUCAGAACUAUUAAUGAAAGAAAAAAAAUGAAUAUUAUUUCACUAUAUCAAGUGUAUAGUUUAUUAAAUCCAAAAUUUAAUAAAGCUAAGGGUUCUAUUUCUAACUUUAAGUUAAGAAAGGGUUCUGUUGUGGGGGUUUAUAUUACAUUAAGCUCUACAGACAGUAUAAAUAAUUUUUUAGUUAAAUUAAUUCAAUUGAAAACUCCUAAUAUAGAUUUAAAUCCUAUUUCUAUAGAAUCAUUUGAUAAAUAUGGAAAUGUAUCUAGAGGAUUUAAAAAUAUUAAAGAAUCUCCUGAGUUUACUGAAUUAUAUGAUACAGUUAAUUAUAAUAUUGGAUACAAUGUUAAUUUUGUAUUCACGAAGUGUGAGAGCUUAGCAGAGAAUGUUUUUAAAUUAUCGUCUUUAAAACUUCCGUUACGUGACUAA
Molecule: messenger RNA, 507 nt
Organism: Fonticula alba
Lineage: Eukaryota; Rotosphaerida; Fonticulaceae
Source: the annotation of a RefSeq genome assembly